This is a messenger RNA of Pyricularia grisea, 324 nucleotides long. RefSeq lists its product as uncharacterized. The transcript is spliced from 2 exons. Gene Ontology annotation, molecular function: protein-disulfide reductase activity. The coding region runs from base 1 to 324 and encodes 107 amino acids. NCBI's taxonomy places the organism in Eukaryota, Fungi, Ascomycota, Sordariomycetes, Magnaporthales, Pyriculariaceae. The record is from RefSeq and is a predicted model, not a curated record.
AUGACUGUUCACGAAGUAACCAAAGCCCAGGAGUUCAAGGACGCCCUCAAGUCUCACAAGGUCGUCCUCGUCGAUUUUUUCGCCACAUGGUGUGGACCUUGCAGGGCCAUUGCUCCCAAGGUCAAGGACUGGUCCACCCAAUUCCCCAACAUCCACUACAUCAAGGUCGAUGUCGACGAAGUGCCUGAGGUCGCCCAGGAGUACGGCAUUCGUGCCAUGCCCACAUUUUUCCUCUUCAAGGAUGGAGAGAAGGUUGACGAGGUGAUCGGCGCCGACGUGAAGAAGCUGGAGACCCUCAUCACCGGGAACCACCCGUCGUCAUAG